AUGGCUAAACAUUUCUCAGUGGAAUGGCUUUCUCAAAGCUUUUAUUCACCAGUUACUUGCUCUUACACCUCGGAUGACAGAAUUCAGAGCAAAAUCAACAAAGAUGCCUCCUGCAGUUGUGGCUACACGUCAAGCUCUGAGAGCGAGGUUGGAGACAUUGGUGAAGGCGAAUCUGGUGCCAAUCGAAGGAUGAGAACCAAGUUUACCUCUGACCAGAUAUUCCGACUGGAGAAGACAUUCAGCAAACACAAAUACCUCGGUGCGACCCAAAGACGGAAAAUCGCAGAGAAACUGCAACUCUCUGAAACUCAGGUGAAAACGUGGUUCCAGAACAGACGGAUGAAACUCAAGCGUGAUGUUCAGGACAUGCGCGCAGACUACCUCGCUCCAAGCAAACCGACCUAG
Sardina pilchardus (European sardine) is the source of this 405-nucleotide messenger RNA. RefSeq names its product ventral expressed homeobox (gene ventx). The transcript has 4 exons. NCBI's taxonomy places the organism in Eukaryota, Metazoa, Chordata, Actinopteri, Clupeiformes, Clupeidae. Gene Ontology annotation, molecular function: DNA-binding transcription factor activity, RNA polymerase II-specific; sequence-specific double-stranded DNA binding. The record is from RefSeq and is a predicted model, not a curated record. Gene Ontology annotation, biological process: spinal cord motor neuron cell fate specification; central nervous system development; regulation of DNA-templated transcription. The coding region runs from base 1 to 405 and encodes 134 amino acids. Gene Ontology annotation, cellular component: nucleus.